ACCCGCGUCCCACCGACCCGCCUCCGACCCGCGACCCUCCGACCCGCGUCCCUCCGACCCGCGACCCUCCGACCCGCGACCGGCGGCUCGAUGGGGGAAGAGGAGGAGACGAAGUUCUUCAGGCUCGAGGAGAUCGAGGCGCAGAACUCGUUCAAAUCGACCUGGAUCAUCAUCGACCACAAAGUCUACGAUGUCACCAGGUUCCUGGAAGAGCACCCGGGAGGAGAGGAGGUGCUGAGGGAGCAGGCCGGAGGAAACGCCACCGAGAGCUUCGAGGACGUCGGACACUCCAGUGACGCCAGAGAGAUGGCCCUCGGCAUGGUGAUCGGAGAGCUGCACCCGGACGACAGAGACAAGAUCGCUGAACCUGUGGAAACACCAGUGACAAUUGUGAAGGAGGAGACCAGCUGGUGGACCAACUGGUUGAUUCCCAGUCUGAUGGCGGCCAUCGUCACACUGAUGUACCGCAUCUACACUGCGGAGAGCGAGUGACGUCAUCAGACUUGCAGCAGUGAUGUCAUCAACACACACCGCAGCCACAUCCCCAGUCCUGUGAUAGACAGCUGCUCCAGCCAAUAGCAGAGAGGACGGAGGCUGUGGCUCCUUCCAGCUGUGCGGACCAACCACCACCUUAGAGGAAUCGUUGGCUUCUGUCCUACAUUACCCACAGUUCAUUCUCACGCUGUUUAACCAACCAAUCAGAUGGCAUUAUGUAAAUGAAGUUGUUGAAUUCACUGUGACAUUUUUUAAUAUGGAUGUUUUCAUAAAUAUCUUGUAGAAAUGAAGAUGUAUAUGUAGUUGUAACUUUUUAAAUCUUUGUCGCUGAAUGUAAACCAGUUUGUAAUUAUGCAGUCGGAGCAUCGUGACAUCAAGUGACCCUGAGGUCAAGUGACCCUGAGGUCAAGUGACCCUGAGGUCAUGACAUCACGUGACACUGAGGUCAUGUGACCUGAGUGAAGUUUGAUUCCCCGGAAUCGUAAUAACAUUUCAUAUUCUCCGUCCUCCUGUCGUCACGUCGCUGCUCUUCAGAUUCACGUUAACGUUUUGGCUCCACUUCCUGUGACUCUGCAGUAAAACAUGUUUGUUCCAAA
This is a messenger RNA of Scophthalmus maximus (turbot), 1091 nucleotides long. RefSeq names its product cytochrome b5 (gene cyb5a). The record is from RefSeq and is a predicted model, not a curated record. Gene Ontology annotation, cellular component: intracellular membrane-bounded organelle; membrane. Lineage: Eukaryota; Metazoa; Chordata; Actinopteri; Pleuronectiformes; Scophthalmidae. Bases 91 to 492 code for a protein of 133 amino acids. Gene Ontology annotation, molecular function: heme binding. The transcript has 5 exons.